Kalmanozyma brasiliensis GHG001 is the source of this 1341-nucleotide messenger RNA. RefSeq names its product Pseudouridine synthase II. Gene Ontology annotation, molecular function: pseudouridine synthase activity; RNA binding. NCBI's taxonomy places the organism in Eukaryota, Fungi, Basidiomycota, Ustilaginomycetes, Ustilaginales. The coding region runs from base 1 to 1341 and encodes 446 amino acids. Gene Ontology annotation, biological process: mRNA pseudouridine synthesis; tRNA modification. Gene Ontology annotation, cellular component: mitochondrion. The transcript has a single exon. The record is from RefSeq and is a predicted model, not a curated record.
AUGUCUGCGGAGGACGCAACUACAACAAGCAGCGUCAAUCCAGCUGCUGCCGCUCCAUCUUCGAAUCAGCCAAGUCAGGAGACACCGGCGGACACAAUGGUCGUCGCACCAGCAGCAGUGGUCUCGUCCGCUGUAGGACCCAUUCGGAAUGCUGUUCGCACCGUCACCAGCUCUGCCGCAGCCUCAACAUCAGCGCGACCGCUUUCUGGCAUCUUCGGAAUCAACAAGCCCAGCGGGCCCACCUCGAUGUCGCUUCUGGACGAGCUCAAGCCUCUCUUCGCGUCCUCUUCACUAUUCGCAGACGCAGACGGCAAUCGAGCGCAGGACAACAAGCGAAAGCGCGGCAAGUUUCGCGGCAAGGGAAAAGGCAAAUGGGCCGGGGGUGUUUCUGGCGCUCCUAAGAUCGGUCAAGGUGGCACGCUUGACCCGCUUGCUGAUGGUGUGCUGGUAGUUGGCGUGGGGAGCGGCACCAAGCAGCUUCAAAAAUACCUCGAUUGCACCAAAGAGUAUCGCAGCACGGGCUUGUUAGGCUCUGCGACCACGUCGUAUGACUGCUGCGACCCGAUUUUGACAAGAAAGCCGUACGGUCAUGUCACACCGCAGGUGAUCGCGGAUCUGGUGCCGAGAUUCACAGGGACAGUCUCGCAGAUCCCGCCGCUCUACUCGGCGGUGAGAAUCGAUGGAAAGAGACUGUUCGAGUAUGCGAGGGAGAAUCUGCCGUUGCCUCGACCGAUCGAGCCACGCAAAGUGACCAUCCACGAGCUGCGGCUGGUCGACUGGUUGGAGGGCGGCAAGCAUGUCUUCAAGGAGCCAGAGCGCGAGGUGCCGCCAGAAGACAAGGCGUUGGUCGGCAGAGUGCUCGAUAUGGCUGGCAGGAAGGAAGGGCAGACGGACACAGUCAAGGAGCAAGACGGCGACGAUGUACCGGCCCAAGCAUCAGCGUGGCAGAGGCUUCCGACGAGCAAAGACGCCGCAGCGGUCGAUACCGAGAGCAAGGCCACAGAAGAGGGCGCCACAGGACCGCCAGCUUUCGUGCUCGAAAUGACUGUAUCGUCGGGCACCUACGUCCGCUCCAUCGUACACGACCUUGCCAUCGCCGCCGGCUCAGCAGCGCACGUGCAGACGCUGACUCGAACACGGCAAGGCGAGUGGUCGAUCGAUACGCCCAGUAGCACGCAGGAAGGUGUCGUUCGCGGCAAUUGCAUCGACUGGAAGGUGUUUGCGGACGCCAUCGCCGAGUUGCAGCGAGAGAGAACGGACUCGACUUACCAGUCGGCUCGCGACGAAGAGGGAUUGAGGCCGUGGGAGCGCGAGCUUCUCAAAGUCAUUGUUCCUGUCUAG